Molecule: messenger RNA, 2221 nt
Organism: Saccostrea cuccullata (small rock oyster)
Lineage: Eukaryota; Metazoa; Mollusca; Bivalvia; Ostreida; Ostreidae
Product: F-box only protein 32-like
Exons: 8
Coding region: 87-1085 (332 amino acids)
Biological process (GO): protein ubiquitination
Cellular component (GO): cytoplasm; SCF ubiquitin ligase complex; nucleus
Molecular function (GO): protein binding
Source: RefSeq, a predicted model, not a curated record
CAUUUCCGCAUAAACAUAAACAUUUGCGCAUUAACCAAAACACAAAGGAAGAAGACUUGAAGCAGACAUAUUUUUUGGAGUUAAGGAUGCCCUUUUUAAGUCGAGAUUGGCGAUCGCCGGGAGAUCAGUGGGUGCGGACAAACGAAGGAUGGGAAAGGCUCAGGCUCUGGCGAAUCAAAAUAUUCGAGCGAAUGAAUGAAAAUAUAUUGGCAAGGUUGCUGCGACUUGCUGUCAUUGAGCAAGAUGACACGUGGCAUAAGCAUCAACCUCACAUUCACUACAUCAAAGGGAUUUCAAAGGAGAGGAAGGUUAUGACGAGCCUGAGUGAAGCGUUUGUUCACUUGGACAUGACAGGAGCCACACGGGACCUCCGCCGAUUUAAUUACGUCAGGAAGCUCAUGUUUCUGCUGCUUAACAGGAACUUUCGAUACCUGAGUGGGACGUCACAGAAAAACAUCAUUAACAUCUUGGAGGAAAUGACAAAUCAAGUGCUGAGAACUGAGAUAAAUGUACCAGCCAUGAAGUCCCUGUUGAAUUGUGCUGUGAACAUACUGACAGAUGGACAGUAUUCUCACAUUGGUAGUGAAUGCUUGUGGAACAAACACCAGGCAGCAGUGUCCAGAAUGAUCUCCAAGCUAGACAAGUACAAGCUGAAACAGAGACAGGCCGAUGGGAAGCCGCUGUUUGAAGAUUUACCAGAGGAUUGUCUGAGGUGUAUCUUCAGAAAACUCUCAGACCACACUGACAUCAUACACACAGGCCAGGCAAACCUAGCCAAUCAUAAGGUCUCAUCACAGAUGUUGCUAUGGAAACAGCUCUGUUUUUUCCACUUCAGUGAUCACCAGCUUCUAGUCUUCUUGCCACAAGAGCUUGGUCAGGAUGAGAAUAAAAUCAACUGGAAGUACAUCUACAGACGCUGCUACAAGCGUUUCGGGAUGAAAGAUAUUUUCACAGACCACCUGGCAAUAUGUUGUCACUGUGACACACUUUUCUGGCAGUCCAUUGGGCAUCCAUGCUUCAGUGACUCUGAGGGAAAGUCCAGACCUCUCUCCCCAGAAGCAUUUUUAGACCUGUUUUUGCUGUAGAAGGCAUUUUAUCUCGGAUUUAGGACCUAUUUGGUCAUGAAUUACGAGGGAUCCUGUAGUUCAGCAGUAUUUUGCAGAGGACAAUAUAGAUCUGAUUUAUUUGUCACUGCCAAAGGAAAAAAAGGAUCUGCUAAAAUAACCAGGUACAUAAGGCCCUGGAAAGAAAUCACAAAAAAUUAAAGACACAUUAUCAAAUAAAGUCUAUAGAAUUUGUGCAAUCCUCAUCAAUAAAAAAACAUUUCAAGCAAUCGAUUAUUCAAGACAUGCCUUUUCUGAUGUACGUUCAAGUGUUUCUAGACCCUUUUUAUAGUUUCUGGGUUUGACUUGACUUAUUUUUUUUCUGGCUGGUUUUGAUCAUGCCAUUUUUUCUAGUCUACAAAGGGAAGAAGAUACAAACACAGAUGCUUGAAUAUUUAACCUUUCUUUUUAUAAUUAAAAAAAUCCCAUACUAUGACUUAAUUUUGGGGAACUUUUUAGUUAUGAAAAGAAAGGUUAAAAACAUUAAGUGCCUGUGGAUACAAGUUGUAUAUAUAGUCUGUAUAUAAAACUGGGAGAAUAUUUAUGUUUUGUAAGGUUUGAUAGGGAGGAAAAGUUUACGUGUGUAUUGUCUUUCAGAGUUCUUGAAGAUAUGUAAAUGAUAUUUAAAUACUGUAAAUGUAUAUAAUAUUAUUAUGAGUGAUUUGUACAUAGUUUAUUCUGUUGUCAACAUUUUUGUCAGUUCAAUGCAUUUUUUUCGUGUUGAUUUUGUAUUUUUAUUGAUUUACUGAGUGCUUUCAAAUAUUUUUCAUUUCAGAGGUAUUGUUUGUACAUGAUGUGUAUAUAUUGUAUUUGAUUUAGUGCAAUUCUUAGAUAAUAACUAUAGUGUUUGUAUUGACUUGUAAGUCCCACCUCCCCCUAAAAGUGCAGAUUCAAUAAUGGAUCCAGAAUUUAAACCCAUAACUUUAUGAGAAUAACAUUUUUCAUUGACAAUUUUAAAGAUAUUAUCUAAAAUAGAAAAAAAGUCCUUUUUUAUAGAUGUUAUUCUGUUAAAAGUUUAAAUUCCAGAGUUUAUUUAAAUUCAAGGUAAUGUGCCAAAACAUAGUGAAUUUAGAUGAUAUAAAAAAUAAAACCUAAUUUUUGUCAGAAUAUUAAAUUUU